Molecule: messenger RNA, 930 nt
Organism: Symbiodinium pilosum
Lineage: Eukaryota; Dinophyceae; Suessiales; Symbiodiniaceae
Source: the annotation of a GenBank genome assembly
AUGGAGGCACACCAACGUAAGACCAUCGAGGCGCCAGGCCCUAUUCUUUCACGGGCUUUCCAGGAGCUGUCACAGGGCAUGGUUUGCGUCACCGACUUAAGAAAGAUUCGAGAUGUGCCUUUUCCUUUCCCUUAUUCGCAGUAUCUUUGCUGCAUGCUGGUUGCACAUUGGAUUCUGUCACCUUUGGUCGCAAGCCAGAUGGUGCUGAAGCCUUGGUGGGCUGGGAUUAUGGUGCUGGUGGUCUCCACCUCCUACUGGACUUUGUUCUAUAUUGCCCAGGAGAUCGACCAGCCGUUUGGGGAGGAUGAUAAUGACUUGCCAGUCCGAGAAAUGCAACACAAGUUCAACGCAAAAUUGAAGUUUUUCCUGGAGCCGUUGUCUACAAAGAUUCCGGACUUCAGCAUGGAAUCCAGCCACCAUCUUGAAAUGCUCAGAUCUUCCUACAACGUCAGCAUGUCCAAGAUCAUCUCAAGCCCGCAUUCUAUGGUUUCCAUGGUUGCAGCUUUUCAUCUGUCAGAGGCUGAUGGCCAGAAGCUCACACCCAAGGCAUUGUCUGAGGCUGAAGAGGUACAGCAGGGAGUGUCCUUGAUGGACCCCUUGGAGCCCAAGAUGCUGCGAGAGCUUCUUGUUCUAUUGCUGCCUGAUCAGGGUACCGAGCGAGUAGCACGGAUGCUUCAGCUUCUUGGCAUCAAAAGUGAGGAGCCCGGGUCCGACUUCGAAGCAGCCGGUCACAGCGAGGACUUUCGCAAGUUGUGCCAGCGUCACCAGGAGGAGACUGUCUGCAGAACGUCGCUCCGGGAUGUUUCGGUCCGUGUCGAUGAUUUUCUGAGUGGGGAAAACCCAGAAUGCCAAGAGCCGGAGCUCCAAAGGAGCUUUGCAUCUUUGAGCGAGGUGUUGGCCAGAACCAUUCCACGGGUGCAGAGAAUUUGA